GCAGAAGAAAAGCGUAUGUGACGAUUUUCUUUCGGAGUUUCUUUUCCUUGAUGUAUUUGAGGUUGUGAUCGUUAGUGGGCCACGUGUAGUAUAUAUUUGGAAUAAAACUGCCGUUUAAGGGAAACGUACUUAAAUUAUAAGAACUGAGCAUUCGACAAAAAUGGUGAAGCUUGCUAAGGCUGCUAAAAAGGGUAAAACAGACCAGCCUCCUCCAAAAGAUGACAGUAGUGAUGAGGAAAGCAGUAGUGAAGAGGAUGCGAGCAGUGAUGAGCAGGAAAGCCCUCCGAAGAAGGCAAAGAAAGAGAGGGGUGUCUCCAAGAAGAAUGCAACUCCAGCUAAGGGAGCUAAAAAUAAGAAGAAAUUGACGACUGAAGAGGAUGAGGAGGAAGAUGAAGAUUCUGAUUCUCGGGAAGAAAUGCCUACAAAGAAGAAAAUGUUAAAAGCAAAACAGGAAUCUGAAGAAGAUGAAGAGGAAAUGCACCCCACUCCCAAGAAGAAAAAGACAUCACUAAAGUCAAAAGAUUCUGAGCAGUGUUUUGAGGAAGAACAAUUGCGUAAAAAGAAAAAAGCCUUUGCAAAAGCAAAACCAGAAGUGGAGGAGGAGGAGGAGGAGGAAGACGAGCCACAUACUCGCAAAAAAAAGAAAAAGGCUGCCAAAGUAAAAGAAUCUGAUGGGCAAGGUGAAGAGGAAGUGCUUUCUUCUAAGAAGAAGAAAAAGAAAGCAAAGCUAGAGGCUCUUGCAAAGAAAAAGGCUCAACAGGAUUCUGAUGAAGAUGAGUCUGAGGAAGAAGCCAUGGAUACAACUCCACCAGUAAAGAAAGGGAAACCAGCUAAGGAAGAAGAGUCUUCUGAAGAAUCUUCAUCCUCUGAAGAGGAGGAAAGCGAACAGGAGAUCACAAAGGAGAAGCUGGGAAAGAGGAAAAAAGGAAUGCCAGAGAAGAAACCACCAGCAAAGAAACAAAAAUUUGGGAAGGAUGGUUUUUCUCUGUAUGUUGGGAAUCUGAAGCACACAGAAGAUCAGGAUGAACUUGUUGAAGCACUCACACAGUUUUUCUCCACAUAUGGCCUCAAUGUUACAGAUGUGAGAAUUGCAACAACAAAAAGAUUUGGCUAUGUUGAUUUUGCGUCUGAAGAAGAGCUUGAGAAGGCCUUGGAGCUGACAGGAAAAGAGCUACUGGGCAAAGAGGUUAAAUUGGACAAAGCUCUCAGCAAAGAGGCCACUGUUGAGAAUAGGAAAGAGAGGGAUGCAAGAACAAUUUUUAUCAAAAACCUUCCUUUCAGUGUGGUGGAUGAGGACCUACAAGCAGUGUUUGAAGAUGCAGUAGAAGUAAGAAUUCCCUUAAAUAGGGAAGGAGCAAGUAGAGGUUUAGUCAGUGCAACGAAGACGUUGUUUGUUAAAGGUCUUCAUCCCAAAACGACAGAGACGACUUUAAGAGAUUCCUUUGAAAAUGCUGUAUGUGCUAGAGUGGCUACAGACAGAGAUUCUGGAGCAAAACUGAGCUGUGUAAAUUAUGUCUUAACAUCUGAAGAUUUGGAACAAGACAUUGGGAAAAUAAGAGCAGUAGUAGAGUUGUAG
Protopterus annectens (West African lungfish) is the source of this 1576-nucleotide messenger RNA. Its product is annotated as nucleolin-like. Lineage: Eukaryota; Metazoa; Chordata; Ceratodontiformes; Protopteridae. The transcript is spliced from 12 exons. Bases 161 to 1576 code for a protein of 471 amino acids. The record is from RefSeq and is a predicted model, not a curated record. Gene Ontology annotation, molecular function: RNA binding.